AUGAAUUCUAUGGUCUAUGUUUGUCCAAGCGCCUAUCUAGCCUCUCAAGAUGCUAAACUAUGGCAUAGCGAGACAUUCAAGCCAGGCUUCGUGCCAAUUUUAAGAACAGAUCUACUUAGAGUCAGAGACACGCUGGAUAAGGUAGUAUCUAGCGUCAACGAACGGAAAGCCGUCCACAUUUACCAGAAUGAUCAAGGAGAAAUGCCAAAUCUCGGGAACCCAGCGACGGCAGACAGCAAGGAAGAUGAUGGAAAUGCAACGGAACAGGAAUACCAGGAUGUAAAGCAGUUCCUUCCGAUCUCCUUAGAACAACAGCUUUGCACCAUCUCCCUUGUCCUCUCACAUACAAAUAUUACACACAGCAAGCUGGCCCCAUUCGUUGCCGACCUCGAAGCACUUUCGGCCAAACUACUGGGGGUGUCGAAAGUGCUACAGUGCUGGAGUUUCUUGAAAGGAUUGGAGACCACCACGGUGUUUUUCAGAAGCGCAGAACCUAGCUAUUUGGCGUCUUUGGUACAUUGCUUGAAUGCUGCUUGUGCAGUCUGGUCCAAGGACGAAGGAUCUGAGGGCACUCGAGUGCAUUUUGACGAGAAUACAGCAAGAUAUCUGGAGGAGCAUGGGCUAGGCGCGACGAAACUUGACAAUUCUGCCUUUGAGGAGAGCGUCGCCCUUCUAGCGCGGACAUUAGAUCAGUCUCAGAUCGAACAGGUGUCGGAAAAAGAUGAAAACCGAUCGGUGGAUUAUGAAGUGGACGUCUCAACUCUUAGUGAUCUGCCGCAUAGCUCUCUAGACCAAUUGUGCAAAGAUAUUGUUCGCUUUCGUACCCGCGUCGUUACCAUCGAAAAAGAGAAGCGUGCCAAGGCGGAGUACGAGGAGAAUAGACGCAUGGGUCAGCAUAUGAUGAAGGUUUUCGAUCAAAUCCGUAAGAGUAAAGGCGGCAAGGCAGCAGUUGAGGACGGAGAAAAUGAGGACGGAGCUUCUGAUCAAGAAGACGAAGAGGAUAAUGAGGACGAUUUGGCAGUGGAGAAACGCCAAGAAGAAAAGCGGGAGAAGGAAGCAGAGCACUCAUUCAAAGAACUGCUCGAGCGUUACACGGCGAACGUUGAGCCGCGGCUUCGCUCCUUGCAACAACAACUCGCGCACGAAAAAGCAUAUGAGAGUAAGUUACAGCAGGAGCGUCCAUUGCAUCUAAAAGAGCUACUGCAUCUGGCAUACAGUCCUUACUACGACCAUCACCGGUCUUACAAAGACGAAGAGACCCGCCGUGACGAGGAGGAUCGAGAACACCAUGGAAUCGCAGAGGCACUACGGGAACGUCAACAAAGCGACCAGGAAGAAACCGGGGAAGGGCCCGUGGCGCCAACUGGGGAGCCCAACAAGUUCAAGAUACAGAUCGGGAAGGCACAAGCGGAGGGAAAAAGCUUGCUUCCCGAGGACGGAGAAGCACUUGUUGCUGUGCUUGGCUCGCUGCGCGAUUCGAAUGUAAUUCAAGAACUCGUGGUGGAGUUUUUGGGUGAACCCGACCAGGACCUGGCCGACUACAUCCUAGAGCACCUCAGAAACCAUCGCGACAGACAAGCAUUACUGGACGAACUACGGGAAACCUUUGAUGAGGACGCGGAUACCAUUGUGCAGCGGAUAUGGGAGAAACUAAACUCCUUAGUGAACGGAUAG
Molecule: messenger RNA, 1674 nt
Organism: Lachancea dasiensis
Lineage: Eukaryota; Fungi; Ascomycota; Saccharomycetes; Saccharomycetales; Saccharomycetaceae
Source: the annotation of a GenBank genome assembly